AACAUUCUGCAAAAUUACAGCGUUAUAAUUUAUUCUAUACAUCGAAACCUCAUUCGACAAAAAGAAGCAUGCCGAGUUGAAGUGCCGACUUCUUGUUUUCUCUGUGAUAUUUUAAUCUGACAAAUUUAAAAUGCUUAAAUCAAAUUCGAGAAUUUUGAAUAGAAUUAAUCUUAAGUCAGCAGGAUGCUUAUGUUCAAUGAGAAACAUUAUGAAAAAACCAGUUACUAAGCUGCCAAAUCAAUCAACGAAAGGCACAAAAAUGAAAAGAUAUGAAGUUCCACCACAUAGAAUUGGAGUAUUGAAAAGUUGGGAUUCAAGACACACUGGUGGUCUCAAGGGAAGUUAUUGGGCUGCCGAACGUUUUGCUGAUGAUAUUAUGAUUACAAAACUUAUUGAAGGCACGUUCUACGAUCGAAUCACGUCGGAUGUGAUCAUAAAGAGACGUUUGAAUGAAAUUGUAAUUUGUUUUUUUGUCACUGGAAGAGGUCAAGAAGGAACUACAGCUAAAGUUUACUUUUUGAAAGCCUUCACUGAGAAGCUGUUAUCGGAAAUGAUGGGCUGUAUUGUGAAAAUUGAGUUGAGGACUGGGCCAGAGUUUGUUUGACUAUAAAUAUUGUAAAUAUUUUGCAUGUAAUGCAAUGUAAUUGUUUUUUCUGAAUAGAGAUCCAUUUAAUUAUUA
This is a messenger RNA of Hydractinia symbiolongicarpus, 679 nucleotides long. Its product is annotated as 28S ribosomal protein S24-A, mitochondrial-like. NCBI's taxonomy places the organism in Eukaryota, Metazoa, Cnidaria, Hydrozoa, Anthoathecata, Hydractiniidae. The transcript is spliced from 3 exons. Gene Ontology annotation, biological process: translation. Gene Ontology annotation, cellular component: mitochondrion. The record is from RefSeq and is a predicted model, not a curated record. The coding region runs from base 131 to 604 and encodes 157 amino acids.